Molecule: messenger RNA, 1934 nt
Organism: Melitaea cinxia (Glanville fritillary)
Lineage: Eukaryota; Metazoa; Arthropoda; Insecta; Lepidoptera; Nymphalidae
Product: aldehyde dehydrogenase X, mitochondrial-like
Exons: 11
Coding region: 398-1864 (488 amino acids)
Molecular function (GO): aldehyde dehydrogenase (NAD+) activity
Source: RefSeq, a predicted model, not a curated record
UAUGCAAUGUAAUAUCACGCCGUGCCGAGCGCUUACAGGAUUACAGAUUCUACAAAAUUUAAAUACGCCACGAAGGAGCACCACAAAAAGUAUAAGAAAGUGUUCGUCUUUAAUUAUACUUUUCAAAACUGUCAAAAUACAAUGUAAAAAGUGACCAUAGGGACUUAAAAUUUGCUAAUAACCUUUGGCACAUACGCGAAUGCUACCUCUAUAUUCUCGCAUAAUAUCUGUUGUUUUACUGGACUGUGAUUUGUUUUCGACGUGUUGUUAUGCCGGCUUCUUAUCAUUUAACACGUGUGGCAUACGUGUAGUGUAACUAUGCGUAUACAUUAAACUGAAAACUCGGUGUUGUUUUUAAGUUUUAUUUCAUUUGUGAAAAUAUAAACUUUUUCAAAAAAUGUCGAAUUUUGAAAUUAAAUACACUAAGCUUUUCAUUAACAAUGAGUGGGUAGACGCUGUCAGUAAGAAAACUUUUCCCACAAUAAAUCCACAAGAUGAAAGCAUCAUCACUCAUGUAGCUGAAGGAGAUAAGGCUGAUGUCGACAUUGCCGUUGCUGCUGCAAGGAAAGCGUUUCACCGCUACUCAGAAUGGCGUACCAUGGACGCCUCAAAAAGAGGAAAGCUUUUGCUAAAAUUGGCUGAUCUAAUUGAUUCACAAGUUAAAUACUUAGCCGACCUCGAAACAUUGGACUGCGGGAAACCAGUGAAAAUAGCUGAAGAAGAAAUUAUUUAUUCGGCAGACGUUUUCAGAUAUUACGCGGGAAAGGCUGACAAAAUUUUGGGGAAUACAAUACCUGCUGAUGGAGAAGUCUUAUCUAUGACUCUUAAGGAACCUGUUGGUGUAUGUGCUCAAAUCAUACCAUGGAAUUAUCCCAUACCCAUGCUUUCGUGGAAAAUAGCGCCAGCUCUAGCAGCAGGUUGUACCGUGGUAUUAAAACCAGCCGAACAAACACCAUUAACAGCCCUUGCAGUUGGAGCCCUGAUAAAGGAGGCAGGUUUUCCUCCAGGGGUAGUUAAUAUAAUUCCCGGAUACGGUCCCUCUGCUGGGGCAGCUCUCACCCAUCACCCAGACGUGGAUAAAGUCGCUUUCACAGGUUCCACCGAGGUUGGAAAACUAAUUUUGGGGUCCGCUUCUGUCGCCAAUCUUAAGCGCGUCACCUUGGAACUAGGCGGCAAGAGCCCAUUGGUCGUCUUUAAUGAUGCUGACGUGGAGAAGGCAGCACAGAUAGCACAUAACGCUGCGUUCGCGAACGGCGGUCAGUGUUGUUGCGCCGGCACUCGCACGUAUGUUCAAGCCGGUAUCUACGAGAAGUUUGUGAAGGAAGCGACGGAUAUUGCGCUGAAACGAACCGUUGGCAACCCCUUCGAGGACGUGCAGCAGGGGCCGCAGAUCGACAAGGAGAUGUAUACAAAGGUGCUAGACUAUAUUGAGGCUGGACGAAAGGCUGGCGCGCUCUGUGUUGCAGGCGGGGACAAGAUCGGCAAUAAGGGGUAUUACAUCAAACCAACAGUGUUCGCCGAUGUCACCGAUGACAUGAAGAUCGCGAAGGAAGAGAUUUUCGGUCCAGUUCAAAGCAUCCUUAAGUUCGAUACAUUUGAGGAAGUGAUCGAUCGCGCCAACGACACUAACUACGGUCUCGGAGCUGGUGUCAUCACUAACGACAUCACCACAGCCUUGAGUUUCGCUAAACAUGUCCGAGCGGGCUCUGUCUGGAUAAACACAUAUGAUCAUGUAACUAGUCAAACACCGUUUGGCGGCUACAAGGAUUCGGGCAUUGGGAGAGAACUAGGUGAAGACGGUAUUAAUCAAUACUUAGAAGUUAAAACAGUCACUAUAUCCGUACCUAAAAAACCUCAAAUGUAAUUAAAUUCUUUUCACUUUGUGUUUACGUUAUAAUUAGACUUUUGAAUUUUAAAUAAAUACAUCAUAAAAA